AUGUGCAAAUACGAAGGGUGUGACUCAAAAGGCUUAAUAGUUCCACGGACCAUCACAUUGGCUGAACUGUUGGAUCGUGUGCAUCAGAUUGGUAAUACAAACAGCAAGGAAGACAAGGUAUGCUUAAAGUCCUUAGUUUUGGUGUCAUCAAAUGAGUGGAAGCACAUAAAGAUUGAGGACGAUGAUGAUGUCAAAUUUUUUAUGAAGUACAAUUGUGAGUAUGCAUAUCACAACAUCAAUGAAAGCAAUGAAGUAACUCGGAAUAAUACAAAUGUCGCUGAUGUGGGAGGUGAUGUUGGGACAGAUUUUAUGGACAUGAUUGAUUUUAGCGAGGUGGAGGAGUUGCAUGGUGGUGAUAAUGGUACUAAAAGAAAUGAAGUGUCAGUGUACUCUGCCCCUCCUAUUUUCGGUCGUUUGAACGCAUCUGCCCAAUUGCCAAUAAUGCGUUUAGGAGGAGAAUUUGAACCCACUCGUGAACAUUAUUUGAGUCAAAUGGGUGAACAAAACCAAUACAAUGUGGCUGGUGUAAAUGAUGUUGAAGCAUAUUUGGACACAGGGUAUUCGCGAAGUGAUUGGAAUCCAAAAAUUAAAGUUGGGCAAAUUUUCACUAGUAAGGGAGCAUUGUUGACCUAG
Prunus armeniaca (apricot) is the source of this 633-nucleotide messenger RNA. Lineage: Eukaryota; Viridiplantae; Streptophyta; Magnoliopsida; Rosales; Rosaceae. The record is from the annotation of a GenBank genome assembly.